CGGUGACAGGUUCGGCCCAAGCUGGCGCACACAGCCAGCGGAGGUGUGGGGAGGAGAGGAGGGGUGUAAUCUGCACACUUGUCACAGAUAUCCCGUCCGCUUCUCUGCAGCGGAAGAAGCAGCACCCCCACACCUCUGUCGACUUUGCCUCCUUUGUCGCUUUCUGACUCUUCUUCCUGCGGCAGGUAGCUAGUCAUCUCUACUGUGCCACUCGAUUGUACUGGCAGCCGUCAACUAAACACUUGACUGAGGGAGAAGAAAGAUGGCUGCUAUGGCAGCAGCAGCAGCAACCAGCAGUGCUGGUUUGGGAGCAGCAACAUGUCAAGCGUCGCUUUUGCAGCCGGCCAACGGAAGAGGAAGGAGCUGGCGUCAAAGGCGGGCAUUCUGCUCGUGGUCUGCUGCCGGCAGCCCCCUGGGAGGGAGAUGCAGUAGUAGAAGGGAUAGCAACGAACUCUUCUCCACCUGCAGCAGCAAGCACAGGGCGGUUUCACUGUCAUCCUCCUCUUCUUCUUCAUCUUCGAUUUUGUCUGAAGGGACGGUCUGGAGAGCACUGGCAAUGGCGGCGGGAAAGAAGGGGAAAGGGGGAAACCCCUGGAGGAGGAGCAGGCACGUGUGUAUCGUAUUGGCUGCUGCCACCGUUGACAAGUCAACAGCACCCACCCAUGCUGCUGCUGCUGCAUCAAACAGCGGGGGGGACAAGCCACGUGUCAUGGUCAUCGGCGGGGAUGGCUACUGCGGAUGGGCUACGUCUCUUCACUUAUCUAAUAGGGGGUACGAAGUGGCUAUAGUUGACAGUCUGGUGCGUCGGCUAUUUGACGAACAACUGGGCACAGAUACCCUGACCCCUAUCUCUUCUGUCCACAAGCGAGUCGCCAAGUGGAAAGAACUGACUGGGAAACAGCUGGGUUUGUACUUGGGGGACGUUUGUGAUUUCGAAUUCUUGGCUGAUGCGUUUGAGAAGUUUCAGCCUGAUGCUGUUGUGCAUUUCGGUGAGCAGCGUUCGGCUCCCUACUCCAUGAUCGACCGCUCUCGUGCUGUGUACACACAGCAAAACAAUGUCUGUGGCACGCUCAACGUGAUGUUCGCGAUCAAGGAGUUUGCCCCCUCCUGCCACCUUGUCAAGCUGGGAACCAUGGGGGAGUACGGCACCCCAAAUAUAGACAUCGAAGAGGGGUACAUUAAGAUCGAACAUAAUGGUCGAUCAGACGUUCUGCCCUUUCCCAAGCAAGCGGGGUCGUUCUACCACCUCAGUAAGGUUCACGACUCGCACAAUAUCGCCUUUGCAUGUAGGGCGUGGGGACUGCGCGCCACAGACCUUAAUCAGGGUGUUGUCUAUGGAGUUCGCACGGAGGAGACGGCUAUGGAUGAGAUGCUGAUCAAUCGCUUCGACUAUGAUGGCGUUUGGGGAACAGCGUUGAACAGGUUCUGUGUGCAAGCUGCUGUGGGACAUCCGCUCACUGUGUACGGGAAGGGAGGUCAGACAAGGGGGUACCUUGACAUCAGAGACACAGUGCAGUGCGUGGAGCUAGCCAUAGCCACCCCGGCAAAGGAGGGAGAAAUGAGAGUGUUCAACCAGUUUACGGAGCUGUUCAGUGUCAGAGAUCUGGCCAGACUUGUCACAGAGGCAGGGGAGAAACUUGGGCUGUCUGUGGUCACGAAGAAUGUACCCAAUCCCAGAGUGGAAGCAGAGGAGCAUUACUACAAUCCUACGCACACGAAGCUGAUCGACCUUGGGCUCAAGCCUCAUUUGAUGUCGCAGUCGCUGCUCGAUUCUUUGCUCAACUUCACCCUUCAGUAUAAGGAUAGAGUAGACUACAAGCAGAUCAUGCCAGCUGUCUCGUGGAAGAAGGUGGGUGUGAAGCCCAUAACGGUCGCGGAGAGCACGGUAUCUGUCACCUCAGCUGUCUAACUUUCAGCUCGGAAUGACAACGCAUUGUUGUGUGCAAUCAGUUGACUUAUACGACGCCAUUCUGUUCUUUUUUCCUACCCAUAACAUAGCAUAUCCGUCAACCUCUUGCUGCUGUUCCCUUUGUGCCUUGCAUAUAACUUCCUUUGAGACGUGAGGGGAAAAAGAUGAUUUCUCCUUACUUCGCCGCAUAGAUAACGAGAGA
This is a messenger RNA of Chara braunii, 2111 nucleotides long. The record is from the annotation of a GenBank genome assembly. NCBI's taxonomy places the organism in Eukaryota, Viridiplantae, Streptophyta, Charophyceae, Charales, Characeae.